CUUAUGGAGUUUUGAAAAAUUUAGUGCAACCAGCCCCGCCGAAAGAAAAAGAGUACAAAGAUUUAGUGCAAGUGUUGCGGGGGUAUUACAUGCCCAAACCGUUAGUUAUUUCUGAAAGAUUUAAAUUCAAUAAGAGAAACCAGAAGGAGGGUGAAAGUGUUUACUCGUAUGUAAUUGAGUUAAAGAGGCUAUCUACACAUUGUGAGUUUUGAGAAUUUCUGCCUGAAGCACUUAGAGAUAGACUGGUUUGUGGGUUACGGUCAGAAGCAAUACAGAAAAAGUUGUUAUCAGAGACGGAACUGGAUUUCGAUAAAGCGGUCAAGAUUGCGUAUGCCAUGGAAACGGCUGAAAAAGACACAUUGGCAUUUUUGACUCCUGAUCCAGGAAUACACAGUGUGGAAACAAAAUAUUCAGGGAGGAAAUCUGAGAACCGAAAGAAAUUUCAAAGACAAUAUUCGGAGGAAUGUUACCGAUGUGGGAAUAACCAUAACCCGAAGGAGUGUAAAUUCAAAGACAGCAAGUGUUUCAAGUGUCAGAAAAUUGGCCAUGUAGCAAAGAAGUGUCACAUGAAAAAAAAAUCAGAAAAAUCAACACUGUUUGUGGCUAAGCCAGAUGAUGAGACAUCAGAUUCAUCAGACAGCAUUUGUUCUAUUUUCUGUACCAAUGAAAAAGACCAUAGCAGAAGGAAGUUGACGGUGAACAUAACAGUGGGAGAUGAAGAGGUAGAAUUUUUAAUUGACACCGGGAGUGUUCGUACCAUUGUAGGUGAGGCAGUUUACCAGAGACAUUUAGAGCAUUUCAAGCUCACAAAAACAGAUACUGUACUUCGUUCAUAUACUGGAGAUGAAAUCGGGCUGCUGGGAGUGUGUCAUGUUCCUGUAAAGUACCAGGAUCAAGAGUUCGUUGAGCUACCAUUGCUAGUUGCCCAAGGACAGCGACCAAGUUUAUUGGGGAGGGACUGGCUGUCAAAAAUAAAACUCAACUGGCAAGAAGUCUUUGCAGUCAGUAUGAAUGAAAUGGAGACCCUAAGGAGAGAGUAUAGUGACCUAUUCUUACCAAGCACAGAACCAAUAAAGGAUUUUAAAGCACAGAUAAGGUUGAAGGAGGACGGACAUCCAAUAUUUUGCAAAGCACGCACAGUACCCUAUGCUAUUAAAGAACAAGUGGAAAUGGAACUGAGAAAACUAGUUGAGCGAGGUGUUCUUCAGAAAGUAAAAAAUAGCUCCUGGGCUGCACCUGUAGUAGUGGUUCCAAAGGCAGACCAGUCAGUAAGGAUUUGUGGAGACUAUAAGAUGACAGUUAAUCGGGUUAUCAGUGAGGAGCAGUACCCACUGCCCAACACAGAUGACAUGUUUGCUAGCUUAGCAGGUGGAAAAAAAAUUACAAAAUUGGAUCUAAGUCAAGCCUAUUCUCAGCUAGAAUUUGACAGAGAAUCUCAAGAAUGUCUAACCAUUAAUACUCACCUUGGACUCUUUCGAUAUGCACGCCUACCUUAUGGAGUUAGUUCUGCAAGCGCAAUAUUUCAGUCAGUUAUGGACCAAGUCCUAUUGGGAUUAGAUCAUGUGGUAUGUCGGAUUGAUGACAUUCUUAUUACAGCGGCGGAUGAUACUACUCACCUGAAUACGCUUCGAGAAGUAUUUCGACGUUUGCGAAAGCAUAACAUUAAGUUGAAAGCAGAAAAGUGCGAGUUUUUUGCAGACCAAGUGGUUUAUAUGGGGUUCCUGCUAGAUCACAAUGGAGUACACCCAACAGAAGAAAAGGUUAAGGCCAUAAAUGAUGCACCUAGACCUACUGGAGUAAAGGAGUUAAAAGCUUUUCUUGGGUUGUUGAAUUACUAUGGUGCUUUUCUGCCCAACUUAAGUACCGAGUUAGAGGAGAGUUUUAAUGUCUGUAAAAAGAUGAUCACUGAGAGUAAACUUUUAGUGUUUUACGACUCCAAGAAACCUCUCCGAUUAUCGUGCGACUCAUCUUCCUAUGGAGUUGGAGCAGUAAUAUCGCAUGUAAUGAAAGAUGGCUCAGAGAGACCAAUAGCUUUUGCCUCCAGAACACUGAGUGAAACCGAGAGACGGUAUGCUCAAAUAGAAAAAGAGGCACUGUCAUUAGUUUUUGGAGUAAAGAAAUUCCAUAAGUACUUGUUUGGACGCAAAUUCACAUUGGUAACAGAUCACAAACCGUUGUUGUCAAUUCUGGGUCCAAAAAAGGGUGUUCCCCCAUUAGCUGCAGCCAGAAUGCAACGUUGGGCACUGAUACUGGCUGCGUAUCAGUAUGACAUUCAGUACAAAUCAUCUGAACAGCAUAGUAAUUGUGAUUCCUUAUCGAGACUACCAUUACAUGAGACAAAACAGGAGGAUACAGAAGAAGGAGUAUUUUCAUUGGAUAUGUACUUACCCAUCUCCAGUCAGGAGAUAGCUAUGGCUACCCGAAGAGACCCGAUUCUGUCUAGGGUGUAUGAUUUCACUCUGAACGGCUGGCCAGCUCAUGUAGAGGAUUCUGAUUUGCAGCCUUUCUUUGAUAGAAGGAAUGAACUUACACUGGAAAAGGGAUUGCUCUUGUGGGGGAUGCGAGUGGUCAUUCCGGACAAGUUUAGAGGUCGCUUGUUGCUAGAGCUGCAUGAUGAACAUUUAGGAAUGUCUCGAACAAAAGCCUUAGCCAGGGGUUAUUCAAAAUGGCUGGAAGUCAUACCAGUGAAGUCCACCACAAGCAGCAAUACCAUAGAGAAGUUAAGAACAUGGUUUGCCUCAGUUGGAAUACCUGAAGAAAUAGUGAGUGACAAUGGGCCCCAGUUUACAUCUUCUGAACUUCAAGAUUUCAUGAAGCACAGUGGAGUUAAACAUACACUUGUACCGCCCUAUCAUCCUCAGUCAAAUGGGUUGGCUGAAAGAGGAGUACAGAUUCUAAAAAAAGCAUUAAAGAGGCAAGAUUUUGAUGGUCAUAGAUGGUCUCUUCAGCAGCGCCUUGCCAACUUUUUGUUAAGGUAUCGCAUAACACCACAUAGCACUACUGGUACAUCACCUGCAGAACUAUUUCUGAAGCGCCAGUUAAGAACCCGGUUGAGUUGCAUUAAACCUAAUCUUCGGGAGUCUGUGGAGGAGAAACAGCAAAAGAUGAAAGAACAACAUGAUGGCGGACAGUGCAAAGUCAGGGAAUUUCAGGGAGGUGAACAAGUUCAAGUGAAAACAACUAUUCCAGGACAAAAAUGGAAAGGGAUAUCUGGUGUGAUUCAUAGAAAGUUGGGACCAUUAACUUAUCUUGUGCGAGUUGGAAAAGGCAUUCGCUAUUGCCACGUAGAUCAUUUAUUAGCAUCGUCUGCUACGAUGCUGGAGCCGGAACUUACACCGCUGCCGUUUGAUGUAGAGUUACCCUCUUUAAAGGAGCCAGGAAUGGAUCGGGCCUUAGUGUCUCCAGAUGAAACAGGAAAGGGAACUCCUGAGAUGGUGGAAACUCAAGAAAAACUUGCGGACUCUGUAAACAAGGAUACCAAGGUGCCUGAUCAGACUGAUGCAGUGCCGGAACGUCGUUAUCCGCUCAGGAUGAGGAAACCCACUAAAAAAUUGGACUUAUAG
Messenger RNA from Saccostrea cuccullata (small rock oyster), 3563 nucleotides. RefSeq lists its product as uncharacterized. The transcript has 2 exons. The record is from RefSeq and is a predicted model, not a curated record. Gene Ontology annotation, biological process: proteolysis; DNA integration. Bases 336 to 3563 code for a protein of 1075 amino acids. NCBI's taxonomy places the organism in Eukaryota, Metazoa, Mollusca, Bivalvia, Ostreida, Ostreidae. Gene Ontology annotation, molecular function: aspartic-type endopeptidase activity; nucleic acid binding; zinc ion binding.